This is a messenger RNA of Colias croceus (clouded yellow), 2305 nucleotides long. RefSeq names its product phospholipase A1-like. Gene Ontology annotation, molecular function: lipase activity. The transcript is spliced from 6 exons. The coding region runs from base 252 to 1358 and encodes 368 amino acids. Lineage: Eukaryota; Metazoa; Arthropoda; Insecta; Lepidoptera; Pieridae. The record is from RefSeq and is a predicted model, not a curated record.
UCUUAAUAAUAAUUUCUGGUGCGAUGAACAUUAAAUUAUUUGGGAGGUCAAUUACCUCUAUAUUUUUAUUUGGGUAAAUUUUAUCUGAAAUACAGAUUAUGAUAUGCAAUCACGUACCAACAAAUGUGUAAUUCAUACCGCGUUCUCAUCAAGGAUUAUGGGAAAUAAUGUGCAGGAUCGCGUUAUGCAAUAAGGUACAAUCCAUUAUUAUCUAAUAAUGGAUGGUACCGUUCUAGAAUGAAACCUUCUCUAUGGAAACUACUUUUGGAACCGGUGAAACAACAAUGCUAUCAAUACUAACAUUGCUAUAUCUCACAACACUGACGAACUGUUUCGACCCCAAGCCAGAUAUAGGAAGACCUGUGGGGUUGGUUCCAGAUUGUCCAGGCGUCCAAAAGAACGCAACCAUCACCCCAGAGUCCCUCCCAGCGUUGCAAGUGUCAAUACAGAGGGUCACCCCCACAGGAGUGUAUCGACGAAACCUGCCUAUUUCAUCGGCGGUGAAAGCUAUAGUUAAUGAUAAGAAUUUUGAUCUCAAGAACAAGAAGACAGUCCUCUACGCAGUGGGAUUCUGGGACAGUUCCUUAUUCCCUCACAGUCAAGCGUUGGGCAAUGCGUACUCGAAAAGAGGCUAUAAUGUACUGGUCACAGACACACUACCAUUUUUGACGUAUAUUUAUCCGAAAUCAGUCCGUCUAGCUCGCGUGAUUGGACGAAAAUUCGGUGAACUCCUCGUCAAAUUAUCAGAGCAGGGGCUCCCGGCAGAAAAGCUCGAACUCGUAGGCAUGAGUUUAGGCGCUCAUAUUGUCAGCCAUGCUGCGAAAUACUAUUAUUCCGUAACAGGGUUAAAGCCCUAUCGAAUUACGGGAAUAGAUCCUGCUGGACCUUGUUAUCGAGGUCUGCCUAUAGAAGAAAAACUCUGGCGUACAGAUGCACAUCGUGUAGAUGUAUUACACACUAAUAUAGAUGGUUUUGGCAUAGCUGAACGUUUAGGACAUAUAGAUAUCUACGCGAAUGGUGGGGAAUACCAGCCCAGUGAUAUUCCAUACAUACCUUGCCUUGUUGUUUGCAGUCAUAUAAGGGCUUUAAUAUAUUGGUGGAUAGCGUUGGAAAACCCUAAAAAAUUCAUAGCUGUUAAAUGCGAUUCGAUUCAAGACGCGAGGUCAGCUAAUUGUUACAAUGGUACAGAGUUGAAUUAUCUAGGUUUGAAUACGGAUUUUAAAAAGGAGGGGAUCUACUAUUUACCGACGCAUAAUGAAUUCCCGUAUUAUAGAGGAAAGGAGGGGUUGAAACCUGAAAAUGAAAUAUAUUCGUCUACUAGUAGGAAAAUUAAUGCUGACGAUUAUUUUAGGACGUAAAAUUGUAUUGUAUUUAGGCUGGUUGCAGAGCUUGACCGACCAUCAGUGCGUACGUCAGUCGCGCUUGUCAUAUGUAUGGAAAUUCAUAAAACCGUUCAUAGCUAGACCGACCAUACGCACGCGUAUUGUCAUGCGCAUAGUGUCUGUCAUCUUCAUACAUUUUGUUGAUGCGUAUCGUCAGGACCGACGGUACGCACUGACGGUCGGUCAAGCUCUGCAUCCAGCCUAAGUAAUUGUUGCGGGUUAUGUAUUCGUAGGCCAUAUCGUUAAACAUUAACAUUAACUUAUAUAUUUUGUAUUAGCGUUCAAAUAUAUUUUUAUGUGUUGCUAAUAAUAUUAUGGUGUCUUUUAGAUCUAAAAUCUUUUGUAUUGUGAAUGCAAAAUUUACAAAAAAUACAUACUUAUUAAGUAACUUUAAGUCACGUACUGUUUUAUGAGUCGUAUUGCAAUAUUUUAUUUAUUUAUGAUAAAUAUUAAAAUCUAUAAUUUGUGAUAAUAGAAGAAAGUUUCUUUUUUAGCUCUAUAUGCGGGAUUCAAUACUAUGCUUGCCUUCACCAAUUUAACUGAUCUUAACAACGUCUAAAAUAGUUUUAUUCACUGCAGUAGAGCUUAUUUUAAUAGCUUAGCGAUGUAUUUAAUGAUCAAACAGUUUGUAAUGAAAAGAUAAAUUCAUUAGUGUUACCUGAUAGUCCAUAGAGUGGAGCAAAUCAAUGGAAUAGUGAUAAUAUUCAAUAAUUAAUAAUUUAUGUGUGUACAAUGAACUGCAUUUAUGAUUUAGAUUUACGCGUAUUAAGAUUUAUUUCAUAAUCGUGUAUAAGUUUACAUAUUAUAAAGUAAGGUGAAAUGUAUGUUGAGAGAAAUAGUAUAUUGAUGCCGUAAAUAUAUGGAAAAAGUAAAAUAUUAUCUAAAUUUUUUAAAACUCUUUUAUAUAAGCACCUCUCCAAUUU